Molecule: messenger RNA, 563 nt
Organism: Heteronotia binoei (common prickly gecko)
Lineage: Eukaryota; Metazoa; Chordata; Lepidosauria; Squamata; Gekkonidae
Product: putative SCAN domain-containing protein SCAND2P
Exons: 1
Coding region: 18-563 (181 amino acids)
Source: RefSeq, a predicted model, not a curated record
AAGAGAAGGGGAAAGAGAUGGAAGAGCAGGACCCAGAAGAACCUGGGACUGGCAAGAGAGCAAGGAAGAGCCCCCAUCCCAUCCAACCUGGGAGUGGUGUUCAAUUCUGGGAAAGAGCUGUCCCAGAGAUCUUGGCUAAGGACACCAUGACCUCAGAUGGACAUUGCCAACGCUUCCAGCACUUCCGCUACGGUGAGGCCGAUGGGCCCCGAGAGGUUUGCAGCCAGCUCCAUGGACUUUGCAGCCAGUGGCUGAAGCCAGAGAGGCACACCAAGAAGCAGAUCGUGGACCUGGUGAUCCUGGAGCAGUUCCUGACUCUCCUGCCCCAGGAAAUGCAGGGCUGGGUCAGAGGAUGUGGGCCGGAGACCAGUUCCCAGGCCGUGGCCUUGGCUGAAGGUUUCCUCCUGAGUCAGGCAGAGGAGAAGAGGCAGGCAGAACAGGUGAGGGGAUUCUCUCCAGGUGUGUCCAAUUCAAGCGAUGAUAUCUGGCCUUUUUCUAAAGGUUCCCCACCAGAUUAUUGCUCAGAGCCUCUUCUACUAGAGAUUUCUGACCCCUGCAGAUAA